GCGCUCCCGUGUUCCCCCGGAUGCGUGUUUACUCAGUCUCCUCUCUCCACCCUUGAAAUGAGAGAGGUACGGAGUGGAAGGGACAUCGUUUUACAAGAAAACCUCCACGAACGGACAUCCGGAGAUCGAGACCGGGCGACAGGCGAGGGCGAAGCGAGAAGAGUCGAGGUGUAGCGCGUGGAUAAAUUGAUUCGAGACCAAGGUCAAUUAUCUUUCUAUAUAAAAAAAAAAACUUCAGACACGGAGAAAUCACGAACCUCUGAGGAUGGAGCAGGCAUACGGGGCUGGCAAGGCUGGCGGCACCUUCGAUCCAAUCACGUUCUUUCAGCAGCCGCAGAUUAUUCUUCGAAUAGUGUCAUGGAUCUUUUCCAUUGUGAUCUUUGGUUGCAUUGCUAACGAGGGCUACGUGAAUCGUCCGGAUGAGGUGGAGGAAUAUUGCAUCUUUAACCGCAACCAGAAUGCCUGUAACUAUGCUGUGGGUAUGGGAUCCCUGGCCUUCCUCUGCUGUGCUGCUUUUAUGGCACUGGACGUCUAUUUUCCUCAGAUAAGCAGCGUUAAAGACCGCAAGAAGGCUGUGUUAGCGGAUAUUGGCGUUUCAGCCUUCUGGUCUUUCGUGUGGUUUGUGGGAUUCUGUUUCCUUGCCAAUCAGUGGCAGGUGGCUAAACCAGAAGAUAACCCCCUCAAAGAGGGUGGAGACGCAGCCAGAGCAGCCAUCACCUUCGCCUUCUUCUCCAUAUUCACAUGGGCCGGUCAAGCUUUUUUCGGUUUCCAGAGGUACAAGUUAGGUGCGAGCUCGUCCCUCUUCUCUCAGGACUACACUGAUCCCAGCCAGGAUCCCGCCGGAGUGCCUGCUGCAGGCACAGAGUACACUGGAUACAACGCUGACAUGGAGGCUAAUUAUGACGGCUCUGGGGGAUACCAGAACCAAGACUACUAAGGUCGAGUGUAAGGAUGCACACAACAGCCUUAACAAGCUAGGCUGACUGGGUUACAUGGGGGAAACUUAAUAUAUAGGGUGAAAAGGACAAACAGGAACUUAUUUUGGGGGGUAGAAUAUGGGGACCAAAGCAGGCUGACAGGAAUUCAGGGGUUUGUUUGGUGCUAAAAGAACCCCUUGUUGAAUCAACUUUUGGUGACAAUACACGAUUAAUGAGAAUUUUAUUAAGUCUAUAAUAAAAUAUGAUAUUUUGCAGUUUAGAGACUGUGGCACAGGAUUGCUAGAAUUGUUUUGUUUUUGUGCCACCAGGAAUUUAUGCCUUUGGUUUUGGGCUUGAUCAGAUCAAUUGGUCUACAGAUGUGUGUCCAGCCUGGUUUAGUACACUUUAUCCAGAUUUGUGAACAGAAAUCGAAACUAAACUAAUGGAACUUUGUGUCUAAAACAGUCAUAGAAGCUAUAGCGUAAUAUUUGUCAGACGUGUGAGAAAACCUGACCAAACUAAAUAUUUCUAAAGACCACAGUGUCUUUUUGUUGGUAAAGAGUAGGUGCUUCAAUGGUAUAUAGUAACCCUUAACCUGUCACUAUACAGAUACUGCAUUGAUAGCUCUCUGCUGCCAUUUUGUCAAUGUCCAAGGAUCUCAAAAGAUCACUUUUAAGAGUAUCAUGUUUGGGAUUAAAUCAGUCUCUGCAUUGUACCAAGAGAUACCAAGAGAACUGAAUGGUAUAGCCUAUAAUGUAAUACAGAGAGUAAAAAUUAUGGAGAAAAAAACUGGUACAUUUUCGAGAGCUGCUGAACUGCAAGUUGUUUGUUUGUUUGUUUGUUUUAGUUGUGCAGCUAUGAUUGCAUUAUUUAAGAUUUUCUUUACAGACAGGUGACAUUUCAUAAGCGCAGAGGACUCAAACAUUUGAGUAUUUGGAUUCUUAAGCAUCAUUUCAAUUGGCCAAAAAAAUCAAUGAUAUUUUAAAGAAAGGCAUCACAAGUACUCUUUUCAAGCGAAGCGUUUCACAUUUAAGGCAUUUUAACUACCAGAUUUAAGGCGUCGAAUGAAUGUGCAUAACAAAUAGUACAGCAAGUAAAAAUGAAAACUCGUGGUAUAUAUAGGCCUACGCAAAAAAAUGGGCUUUGUCGUGUAUGUGCUACGCGAUGGGGAAAAAAUAGGGUUGUGGCGUGUCAUAUGUACGCCAAAAAACCGCGUCAUACGCGCGCGAAAACUGCGCCAAGCACGUGCAAGUGUCAUGUAAGCCAAAGUCAAUUUUUGCGUAUCAACAGUGUUCGUUUUUAUUUGGAGCGCUAUUUCAUACGCAUUUUCAUGAAUCCGCGUCAACUGUUCUUCAAACGACUGAAUUUCCCCCGCGAAAAUUCUCCCGCUGAAAUUGAACGCACCUCAAAUUCAAUCAGCACGUGUGAAUUUAGGCAACACAGACUACAAUCAACUCGGAGUCCGUUCAUGCAUUCAAAUGUGAUUUAGGGCCGCCGUGCAUGUCGUUUUCAUCAUGGUAAACGUUUACAUUUUUAUCUAGACUAGACAUAAUGACCUUUGACGUUGUCAUUAAUAUCUUUUAAUCACGAAUGUAAACAAAGUGGCGCAAAUGCACUAGGAGAGGGGAAACGGCAGGGCUGACGUUCACAUUAAUGCUUUAAAAUGUGAACAAAAACGAGGCAGAGACACUCAGCACGAACAAUUAGCGCCUUGUCUAAAUAUGACAAAUUAGUGCUAAUGACUACAGAAGAAAAACCCAGCCAAUACCUCACAAUUAUGCUAGAAAGAACAGACUAAUAGACUUAAUUUCAAUGCUAAUGUGUCAAAUAUUUAGAGCAAAUGGUAAUGUCAUUAUAAUGGUCUGUCACUUGUGGAAAUAUUAUUCAUAAUUAUGUAUGAUAAUGAAUUCCUUUGUAGCACCCCUAGUUUUGUUCUCUGGCAAUCUUUUUUUAUCAUUUCCAUUUUUUUUUUACUUUUGAUCAUAGUUACUGUAAAAUCUCUUGCACUAGAGCAGCAGCGUUGUGCAUUACAGAUAAAUUAUUUUUAUUUUAAAUGAAGUUUAAAAUAAAAAUAAACAAAUGUUCAUAAUUAUGUACCUAAAUAUAUAAAACCAGCAUAUUUUUAUUUAAUGACAAAGAUGUAAUAUAAUCAAGUACACAAAAUAUCUUUAUAAAUUUAUUACCAAAAUAACAGUCAAAAAUAAUAUUGUGUAUUUUGCAUUUUAAGGUGUGGUAGAAUAACAUUUAUCCUUUCUCUGUUUAGGACGUGACAUUGUUUUCUGAAUCAGGAAGCUUUUUCUCUUAUUUUAUUUCUUGUUGUAACUCCAAAAAAAAAAAAAAAAAAAAAAACACAAAAAGCUACAAUACAAUCAAUAUGUUAUAUAGGUGAUGUAUCAGAUGUGUUCUUAUAUAAUAUAUAUGUGCAGUUAUGGAGCUGGGGAAAAAAUUGUGUAAAUUCUUUUGAUGUGGUGAUUGUCCAUUAACUGAAUCACUAGGUUAAAAAGGCUCAGUGUAUUUUGUCCUGUCUUGUAUGUUGCUUGUCUGGUAAGACGUCUCAUAUAGCUGAAAAUAAAAGAAAUUGACUGAUGGA
Messenger RNA from Puntigrus tetrazona (Sumatra barb), 3507 nucleotides. Its product is annotated as synaptogyrin-1-like. The coding region runs from base 266 to 937 and encodes 223 amino acids. Gene Ontology annotation, cellular component: neuromuscular junction; synaptic vesicle membrane. The transcript has 4 exons. NCBI's taxonomy places the organism in Eukaryota, Metazoa, Chordata, Actinopteri, Cypriniformes, Cyprinidae. The record is from RefSeq and is a predicted model, not a curated record.